Molecule: messenger RNA, 1830 nt
Organism: Tripterygium wilfordii
Lineage: Eukaryota; Viridiplantae; Streptophyta; Magnoliopsida; Celastrales; Celastraceae
Product: purple acid phosphatase 15-like
Exons: 7
Coding region: 1-1707 (568 amino acids)
Molecular function (GO): metal ion binding; acid phosphatase activity
Source: RefSeq, a predicted model, not a curated record
AUGUCCAGCAGCUGCCAUGUACGGACGCAUUUGAUGCUCAAAUGUGCCUGCCUCUUUCUCUCAUAUCCUCUGAAACUUCACGUUCCACAUACAAACUACAUUUCCCAAAUGGCUUUUUUCUCGGUAUCUGUAAUGGCUCUCUCUUUCUUGUAUUUACUGGUCUCAUCAGCCUUAUCAGUUCAUGCUGGCAUACCCACAACCCUUGAUGGACCCUUCACUCCUGUUACCGCCCCUCUUGACCAAAACUUCACCAGAAAUGUCACGGACUUGCCAAACACUGAUUCAUUGUUUCACGGGGUCAAUAAUGGGUUUGAACCAGAACAAGUCUCUGUUUCCCUUUCUGCCCACCAUGAUUCUGUCUGGAUUUCUUGGAUUACAGGAGAUUUUCAAAUAGGAGAGGACAUUAGACCACUAGAUCCAGAAUCAAUACAAAGUUUUGUUCGAUAUGGAUCUUACGGAGAGCGAAUGACUCAUAACACUACUGGUCAUUCCCUGGUUUAUAAUCAGCUUUAUCCUAUUGAAGGCCUCCAGAAUUACACUUCUGGCAUUAUACAUCAUGUUCGUCUAAGAGGGUUGAAACCCAACACACUAUACCAAUAUCAAUGUGGGGAUCCUUCUCUACCGCUAAUGAGCGAUAUCCAUUAUUUUAGGACUAUGCCAGUUUCAAGUCCCCGGAAUUAUCCUAGCAGAAUAGCAGUAGUGGGUGGCCUUGGUCUUACUUACAACACAACUUCAACCUUCAGUCACUUGAUGAGCACCCAUCCUGAUCUGAUUCUAUUGGUUGGUGGUGUAAGUUACGCUGAUUUGUAUUUCACUAAUGGAACUGCUUCCCAUUGUUACUCUUGUUCAUUUGUGCAACCUUCCAUCCGUGAAACAUAUCAACCUCGUUGGGAUUACUGGGGAAGGUUUAUGGAGCCUUUGGUGGCUAAUGUUCCAACAAUGGUGGUUGGAGGGGAUCAUGAGAUAGAACAACAAGCUGAAAAUCAAACAUUCAUUGCUUACGGCUCUCGAUUUGCAUUCCCAUCUGAAGAAAGUGGAUCAUCAUCCACAUUGUAUUACUCUUUCAAUGCCGGGGGAGUACAUUUUGUGAUUCUCAGCGCUUAUGUCCCCUAUGAUUUUCAAUCGAGUCAGUACAAGUGGCUCGAAAAAGAUUUGCUCACAGUUGACGGCCAAGUGACUCCUUGGUUGGUAGCCGUUUGGCACACACCGUGGUACAGCACAUACAAGGAACAUUACAGAAAUGCAGAGUGUAUGAGAGUGGAAAUGGAAGACUUGCUAUAUGCUUAUGGUGUAGACAUAGUCUUCAGUGGACAAGUCAAUGCCUAUGAGAGGUCAAAUCGAGUAUACAACUAUACCCUCGAUGAAUGCGGCCCAGUUCACAUCAUUAUCGGCGGUGGUGGAAAUCUUGAGGGUGUUGCAGUUGAGUAUGCUGAUGAACCAAAUAACUGUCCAGAACCAUCUACAAAUUUUGGGGGUUCUUGUUCUUUCAAUUUUACAUCAGGCCCUGCAACUGGAAAGUUUUGUUGGGACAGGCAGCCUGAGUAUAGUGCAUAUAGAGAAAGUAGCUUUGGCCUCGGAAUACUAGAGGUAAAAAAUUCGACUCAUGCAUUGUGGAGUUGGCACCGGAAUAAAGAUUAUUACAACAUUGAAAGUGAUAUCAUUUAUAUGGUUAGACAACCAGGUAUUUGCCCACCCGACAGCAGGUAAUUUUCAGUAUGAUCUUCUCAGGAUAAAGUGAUGAAGAUCAGUUCAAAGAAACGAAGAAAAAGGCUUUAAUGGGGCCUAGAUUAAUGAAUAGAAUAAAUUCCUGGUUGCCACCAGCUUCAUAUA